This is a messenger RNA of Geodia barretti, 375 nucleotides long. The record is from the annotation of a GenBank genome assembly. Lineage: Eukaryota; Metazoa; Porifera; Demospongiae; Tetractinellida; Geodiidae.
AUGCUGGGGACUGUCCCAGGCAGCUCCCGUUACUUUCCCGGGGGUGUCAUAGCCUACACCGGCGGCCUGAAGGAGUCGGUGCUGAACGUACCUGACGAGGUCGCCCCCAACCACGGCACCGUCAGCCGCGAGAUGGCGGUCGGCAUGGCCCGCGGGGUGCGCGAACUGACCGGCACCGACUACGCCAUCUCCACCACCGGCGUCACCGGACCCGCCGCCGGACGCUCCGGCCUGCCCGUCGGCACCUUCUGGGUCGGACUCUCGGUCAAGGACGGCGAGGACACCGCCAUUGAGAUCCACAUCGACGGCGACCGAGACGCCACCAAGCACGGCGCCGCGCAGGCCGCCCUUGACCUGCUGGGCACUGUCCUGUAG